Molecule: messenger RNA, 438 nt
Organism: Microthlaspi erraticum
Lineage: Eukaryota; Viridiplantae; Streptophyta; Magnoliopsida; Brassicales; Brassicaceae
Source: the annotation of a GenBank genome assembly
AUGCGGGUGGACCCGCAGUGCGUGAGAUGUGGAAUGGGAGAGGAGACUAUCAACCAUAUGCUCUUUGAGUGUCCUCCGGCGCGCCAGGCAUGGGUACUCUCCCCCAUACCUACACCUCCUCAGCAUUUUCCUACGGACGCACUUUUUUCAAAUAUGGCACACCUAUUUUGGAACCUCCCAGAUGAUGAUGAUAUGUCGAUGUACCCAUGGUUGCUAUGGUUCAUUUGGAAAGCUCGGAAUUACAAAGUUUUCUCAAAUGAUAAUCAUAAUCCACAUGAUGUAAUGGAAUCCGCAAUAACGGAAGCAAGGGCAUGGGCAGUGGCCCAAACGGUGAUAGACAGUAUGCGUAGUAAUAUUUCCUUACACUCCGGACCAGUCCCACCGGGGGAACGGUGUCAGAUUGAUGGAGCAUGGAAAGUGACGGAAAGUCGGGCAUGA